GGCAAUUACUAUGGCUCCACCGGAAAUCCCCGUCAACGGCAUCUUUUCGGGUUCCGCAAAGGUCACGACACCUAACACAGGUUACUCCAAGAGGGCUUACGUGACAUUCCUAGCCGGUAAUGGUGAUUAUGUAAAAGGAGUGGUGGGAUUAGUAAAGGGUUUACGUAAGGUGAAUAGUGCUUACCCUUUAGUGGUGGCGAUAUUGCCUGACGUGCCGGAGGAACACCGUGAGAUCUUGAAGUCUCAAGGCUGCAUCGUUCGUGAAAUCGAACCUAUCUACCCACCUGAGAAUCAAACACAAUUCGCUCAUGCCUAUUAUGUAAUUAACUACUCCAAGCUCCAAAUAUGGAAGUUUGAAGGGUAUAGUAAGAUGGUUUACCUAGAUGCUGAUAUCCAAGUGUUUGAGAAUAUCGAUCAUCUAUUUGAUUCACCGGACGGGUACUUCUACGCCGUGAUGGACUGCUUCUGUGAGCCGGCAUGGGGUAAGUCGCCGCAAUACUCCAUUGGGUAUUGUCAACAAUGCCCCGAUAAGGUAAAAUGGCCAGUUGAGAUGGGUUCACCACCUUCCUUGUACUUCAAUGCCGGGAUGUUCGUGUUUGAGCCUAGCAGUUUGACUUGUGAAUCGCUUCUUGAGACUCUCAAAGUCACAACACCCACCCUAUUUGCAGAGCAAGAUUUUUUGAACAUGUUCUUCCAACACAUGUACAAGCCCAUCCCUCUGGUAUACAAUUUGAUUCUAGCCAUGCUCUGGCGCCACCCUGAGAAUGUAGAGCUGGACAAAGUUAAGGUGGUCCACUACUGUGCGGCUGGUUCAAAGCCAUGGAGGUUCACUGGCAAAGAAGCAAACAUGGAUAGAGAGGACAUUAAGAUGUUAGUGGCUAAAUGGUGGGAAAUUUACAAUGAUGAAUCACUGGACUUCAAACCUGAGGGAGCAGAGACGACCUUCUCUAGGCCAUCGAUUAUGGCAACCAGGCCUGACCCAGCUGAGAUUCCCUACGUUCCACAACCUUCUGCUGCUUAAAAAGAAAUUC
Telopea speciosissima is the source of this 1031-nucleotide messenger RNA. RefSeq names its product galactinol synthase 1-like. The record is from RefSeq and is a predicted model, not a curated record. Gene Ontology annotation, molecular function: glycosyltransferase activity. NCBI's taxonomy places the organism in Eukaryota, Viridiplantae, Streptophyta, Magnoliopsida, Proteales, Proteaceae. The coding region runs from base 11 to 1021 and encodes 336 amino acids. The transcript has 4 exons.